CAAAGGGAAAGUUGUUGGGUUUUUACGCAGCAACUGCUCGCCUUUCAGCACGAACAAGCAGCGCAGCCGAGCCGGCCGACAUGUUCAGGGGAAAGUCGGGUUAGUGUGCGGAGCAGCGCGUGCGCGACGGUUUUCUACAAGCAAUCCGGAUUUUUUGUGGAUUUUCAGUCGAUAGAGUCGAGCUUCCGUGGAAGGAUAAGGAGCAGCGAGAUGGGAAACCUGAUACUGGUGGCGCUUCUGCUGGUUCACCUGCCAACAGAGCUGCUGUCCGUUACAGUGACUGUUCCACAGACGGAGAGGACGACGAUGCUGUUUGCCUCUGUGAUUCUGCGCUGUGACUACUCAACCUCAGCGAACCCCCAGGAUGUCCUGGUCUCUUGGAAGUACAAAUCCUUCUGUAAAGAUCCCAUAUUGGACUACUACUCCACAGCCUAUCAGGCAGCUCUGCAGCUCGGUCAGGACCCCGCCAAUGACUGCCAGGAUAGCCAGCGCACAGUUCGUACGGUCAUCCAGAAACGGGGCAUCAAUGAGCCCAUCCUGGGUGUGGACUACAGGAACCGCAAAAUUACAAUUCAAAACAAUGCUGACCUGGCCAUCACUGAGGUGAUGUGGUGGGAUAACGGUGUGUAUUAUUGCACCGUUGAUGCUACUGGUGACACAUCGGGGGACCCGGAUCGUGAAGUCAAGCUCAUUGUGUACCAUUGGCUGACAGUCCUGUUAAUCAUCCUUGGAGGUCUCCUGCUCAUCAUGCUCUUCUGCAUAUGCUGCUGUCAGUGCUGCCCGCAGAAGUGUUGCUGCUAUGUCCGCUGCCCGUGUUGUCCUCAGACAUGCUGCUGCCCAGAAAAAGCUGUGAUGGCGCACAGGAUGCUGAAAGAAGCUAAGAAAGCUAUGGUUCCAUGGAUGAAUGGCCAACCCAUUUAUGCUCCCAUCAGUUCCAAUGUUUCCUCCCAGGGCGUUCCCAUUCUGUAUUCAGGUUCAUACACAGACUACCCAACCAAGCAAAACUUCGCCAUGGCUCCCAUGCAGCUGUCACCGAUGGCCCUGCAGCAUCAGCCCCCGCCUCCUCCUCCACACCGUGGCAACGGCAGUGUGGGCGGCAGCAUUCAAGGUAACAACCUUGUGGUGUUGGACUACCUGGAGAAUCAAGUGAGAGGGCUUGAUGUUGUGGGACCUCAGAUGGCUCCAUAUGCUGUCCAAAAUGUGCCUCUAUUAAAGGCCCAGCCUGCUCCUCCACAAGUCCCCAACACACCAGGGCCUCCCAGUAUGUUGUCAGCGCUGGACGAGAUGGGAGUGACAGGGGUGGAGAGAAGAGUGAUCACUCUGCCUCCUAUUAUCCAGCGUGUUCCCAGCUUUUCUUCACGCAGGAUCCCUGGUGGUGGUGGAGGAGAUGGAGCCAGGUUGGUUCCCAGGAUGUCCAGCCAGUCCAGCGGAAGUACAAACCGCUCUGCAGGUGGUCUCCCCCGCGACAGUCGUGGGUCAAGAGACAGAUACAGAAAUGCGUCUCCUCCCAGGCGGGGGAUCCUGCGUGACUACAAUGAUGAUUUGGAUUGGGACAACAGGCAGGGAAGAGCAUCGCACAGGGGUUCAAGGAAUGAGAGGGAGGGUUCCUCCAGGAGGGGAGGAACUGGAUCCAGGCGCCGUGCCCGAAGCCGUGAUGACCUCAUGGAUGAGCCGCAAGGCAGAGCACCUCGGAGGGAGAGGAGCUACUCACCUCCCCAGCACCGCAACAGGUCCUGGAGCUCAGAUGAAGAGGACAGUACAAGAAGAAAAGGAGGAAGCGGGAAGGACUGGCCAGAGAGGCCCCCCAGCUACUACUCCAUCGACAUCCAGCCACCAUGUAGUAACAACCGGAUGAACUACAACCGCCUUUCUGAUAGAAGCUCCCGUAGCAGCACCAGCGUAGUCAUCUGAAACAUUUCUGUCUCUUGACCUUUUCUUGAAAAUGAAGAUAAAGAAGUAGGUGCCUAAAUCUGUUCAGCCAUCUGGAAGGAUAAAGGUGUUGAGUAAUUUAAUAGUGUGAAUAUAGUGUAUAAGUACCCUGCAUGCAUUGUAUGUAACAGCAUACAAAAUAACUGUUCAGUUAAGGUUGUAUACUGCUAUUAAGUCAUCUUAUUAAUUAUUAAUAUGAUUGAGUGUGGGGCAGCACGGUGGCACUGUGGUUAGCACUGUUGCCUCACAGCAAGAUGGUCCUGGGUUUGAGUCCACCGUCUGGCUGGGGCCUUUC
This is a messenger RNA of Archocentrus centrarchus (flier cichlid), 2224 nucleotides long. RefSeq names its product immunoglobulin-like domain containing receptor 1b (gene ildr1b). The transcript has 8 exons. The coding region runs from base 211 to 1911 and encodes 566 amino acids. Gene Ontology annotation, cellular component: plasma membrane. NCBI's taxonomy places the organism in Eukaryota, Metazoa, Chordata, Actinopteri, Cichliformes, Cichlidae. The record is from RefSeq and is a predicted model, not a curated record. Gene Ontology annotation, molecular function: high-density lipoprotein particle receptor activity.